Messenger RNA from Physeter macrocephalus (sperm whale), 2173 nucleotides. RefSeq names its product trifunctional purine biosynthetic protein adenosine-3. Lineage: Eukaryota; Metazoa; Chordata; Mammalia; Artiodactyla; Physeteridae. Gene Ontology annotation, cellular component: cytosol. Gene Ontology annotation, biological process: 'de novo' IMP biosynthetic process; adenine biosynthetic process. The coding region runs from base 121 to 1905 and encodes 594 amino acids. The record is from RefSeq and is a predicted model, not a curated record. The transcript is spliced from 14 exons. Gene Ontology annotation, molecular function: phosphoribosylformylglycinamidine cyclo-ligase activity; ATP binding; phosphoribosylamine-glycine ligase activity.
CGGCGCUCGGCGGGCGAGUGGGCUCAGAGCGCGUAGCGAGGGUCUAAGUGCCAGCGCCCAGACCGCGUUGGGUCCGUGGCUUUCAUUUUCCUGCUGAAUUCCUGCUUUGCAGACUGAGCAAUGGCAGCCCGAGUACUUGUAAUUGGCAAUGGAGGAAGGGAACAUACUCUGGCCUGGAAACUUGCACAGUCUAAUCAUGUCAAACAAGUGUUAGUUACCCCAGGAAAUGCAGGCACUGCCUGCUCGGAAAAGAUUUCAAACACUGACAUCUCAAUCAGUGAUCACACUGCCCUUGCACAGUUCUGCAAAGAUGAGAAAAUUGAAUUUGUAGUUGUUGGACCAGAGGCACCUCUGGCUGCUGGAAUUGUUGGGAGCCUGACGUCUGCAGGAGUGCGGUGCUUUGGCCCCACAGGAGAAGCAGCUCAGUUAGAGUCCAGCAAGAGAUUUGCCAAAGAGUUUAUGGACCGACAUGGAAUCCCAACUGCACAGUGGAGAGCUUUCACCAAAGCUGAAGAAGCCUGCUGCUUCAUUAUGAGUGCAGACUUCCCCGCUUUGGUUGUGAAGGCCAGUGGUCUUGCAGCUGGGAAAGGGGUAGUUGUCGCAAAGAGCAAAGAAGAGGCCUGCAAAGCUGUACGGGAGAUUAUGCAGGUUAAAGCUUUUGGAGAAGCUGGAGAAACAACUGUCAUUGAAGAACUUCUUGAAGGAGAAGAGGUGUCUUGUCUGUGCUUCACUGAUGGAAAGACUGUGGCCCCCAUGCCCCCAGCACAGGACCAUAAGCGAUUGCUGGAGGGAGAUCAGGGGCCCAACACAGGGGGAAUGGGAGCCUAUUGUCCAGCACCUCAGGUUUCCAAGGAUUUGUUGCUAAAAAUUAAAAAUACUGUUCUUCAGAGGACAGUGGAUGGCAUGCAGCAGGAGGGUGUGCCAUAUGCAGGUAUCCUCUAUGCUGGUAUAAUGCUGACCAAGGAUGGCCCAAAAGUUCUGGAGUUUAAUUGCCGUUUUGGUGAUCCAGAGUGCCAAGUGAUCCUCCCACUUCUUAAAAGUGACCUUUAUGAAGUGAUUCAGUCUACCUUAGACGGCCUGCUCUGCACAUCUCUGCCUGUUUGGCUUGACAACCGCACUGCCGUAACUGUGGUCAUGGCAAGUAAAGGUUAUCCAGGAGACUACACCAAGGGUAUAGAGAUAACAGGGUUUCCUGAGGCUCAAGCUUUAGGACUAGAGGUGUUCCAAGCAGGCACUGCCCUAAAAGAUGGCAAAGUGGUGACUAACGGGGGUAGGGUCCUUGCAGUAACGGCCAUCCGGGAAAAUCUCAUCUCAGCCCUUGAAGGAGCCAAGAAAGGACUAGCUGCUAUAAAGUUUGAGGGAGCCAUUUAUAGGAAGGACAUUGGCUAUCGUGCCAUAGCUUUCCUCCAGCAGCCCAGGGGCCUGACUUACAAGGAAUCUGGGGUAGACAUUGCAGCUGGAAAUAUGCUGGUCAAGAAGAUUAAGCCUUUAGCAAAAGCCACCUCCAGACCAGGCUGUGAUGUUGAUCUUGGAGGUUUUGCUGGUCUUUUUGAUUUGAAAGCAGCCGGUUUCAAUGAUCCUCUUCUGGCCUGUGGAACAGAUGGCGUUGGAACUAAACUGAAGAUUGCCCAGCAGUGCCAUAAACAUGAAACCAUUGGUCAAGAUUUGGUUGCGAUGUGUGUAAAUGAUAUUCUGGCACAAGGAGCAGAGCCCCUCUUUUUCCUGGAUUACUUUUCCUGUGGAAAACUUGACCCCAGUACGACUGAAGCUGUUGUUGCUGGAAUCGCUAAAGCUUGUAAAAAAGCCGGAUGUGCUCUCCUCGGUAUGAUCAUCCAUUUUAAUCACACAUCCUUCUUAUGUAUUUCAGCCCUAUGUACAAACAUGAUCGGUUACCAGUAUACCUAACGAGACAAACUCUGUGUCACAAGACGAGGCAAGUAAAAUAUAGAUGAUGCCACCUAAGGAAAACUUAGACCUUUGUGGCCUCAGGCCCUCCCCUCAGGGGCUGGUCCCCAGACUGAGACUUAUACUCCCCCACCGUCACCCAAGCCUUCUCUUUCUCUCUGAUCAUUAGCCACCAUUUCACUCCCAUCUCUCUCAGUGGCCUCCUGGACAGACAGGGUAGGGGGUUGUUUCCUCCUUAUGGCCCUGCAGCAGAGGCAGACCGGUUCUU